GCUUUCCGAGUUGCGGAGAAGGAGCUGGGCAUCCCCGCUUUGCUGGACGCAGAAGAUAUGGUGACCCUCAGGGUGCCCGACCGACUGAGCAUCCUCACUUACGUCUCCCAAUAUUACAAUUACUUCCAUGGCAAGUCACCCAUUGGAGGGAUGGCUGGAAUCAAGCGCCCGGCUUCCGAGCCCAUUGAUCAGCCGACCGAGAAAAAAGGGGUCCCCGAGCCGAGGGCACCGAGUUCAACCCAGCAGCCAGCGAGACCCCCUCUUCCUCUCGAGCCCAAAGCGGAGCCAGCUGUGGUGGGGCGCAGGAUGGGGAUGGAGACCUCUCCGACGGUCGAAAGACGGGUCUUAGCCGAGAGGAACAAUGCCCAGCCGAGCAACUGUGCCGUCUGCGGAACUCACGUCCACUUGGUGCAACGCCUCCUGAUGGACGGGAAGCUGUAUCACAGGAAUUGCUUUAGGUGCAAAAAAUGCUCCAGCACUUUGCAGAGCGGGAACUACAAAGCGGGGAUCAGCCCCGGAACCUUCCUUUGCAACCGCCACGCGGGAGCUGACUCGGCGCAGGCUCCUCCUGCCCAGGAGAGCCGGACGGAGAAGAAGACAGCCUCUUCCAAGACCCCUGCAGGGAGUGGUGGGAAGGGGCUGGGGCCCACGCCGGACGCCUCACCGGUGCCCAAACCCCGUAGGGCCUUCCAAAGCAACGUGACUCCCCAACCAGCAGCCGCUCAGGAACCGUCCAACUCCCGGAGUCCUAAAUCCGGCGGGGUCUCCCCAAGUCCAAACCUCCUUCGGCCGCACCCUCCCGCCCCAACGCCGGACCCGCUUGUGGCUUCCCCUUCGACGGAAGUGCACUCCCGAAUCCAGCAGGCGCGGGAGAAGUUUUCCCAGGCUGAUCCGGGCACUUCUGACUUCCCUGCGAGGAAAGUGGAACCGGCGAAAAGUCUCAGCUCUCCUGCGCAGCCUGUCCUAAUCCUUGAGAAAACGCCCGUCUCUCGAACUCAGGGCCCCGUCGGUAGCAGCGACAGCAAGAAAGACGAAGCCCGGAGCGUCCUUCAGCGUGCCUUACCAGGACCACAGCCAGGAGGCGUUGGCCUCGCAGCGCCCCGCUCCUUGGCGCACAACAG
Molecule: messenger RNA, 1121 nt
Organism: Thamnophis sirtalis
Lineage: Eukaryota; Metazoa; Chordata; Lepidosauria; Squamata; Natricidae
Source: RefSeq, a predicted model, not a curated record